AUGGAGAAAAUAUCUAAAACCGUUCCUCAAAAGGAAAAAGCCUCUUCAUCGCGCCCAGCCGGCGAUAAAGCGCCGGUGGAGACGCGCAUCAAGGAGUGUGUUCUGGGGUCGUGCGAUCGUACCUCCGACUUCAAAGUCGAGAAACCCUCUUCGGUCCCUGGCCGAUGUCUCGAAGAUGUUGCCGAAAUGAGGCCGCCCCCGCUUGGGGAACAGGAGGUUCCGAAGCCGUCGAAAGAGAAGAAAAGGAAAAGGGUCUCGUCUUCCGAUACUCCGAAGCCCAAAAAGAGAAAAGCUCGGAAGCACCGAAGCUUCAAAGCAAUUGAGCCGGUGACAGUCGAGGAGGCUCAUCUUCAGAUCGAGGAAAUCUCGGAAGAUUAUCCGCGCAAAGUCCUCGAGUCAUCAGAGGCUGAAGAUGUCUACCGCCGUGACGAACAAUCGGUUGUGACGCUUCAUCAGGAAACAUUUUCCAAAUCCCGAGCUGAGCUGAACCGGUGUGAGGCCGAUCUCAAAAGGCUCACGGAGGAGAGAGAUGCCCUCAAACUCCUCUAUGUACAAAAAGGAGAGGAGAUCAGGGACCUCCGAGCUGAAUUAGCAAUAGCUCAUAAGGAGCAGACCGAUCUCAUCGAGCAGGUUCGGCAGAAGGCCGAAAAGAUCGAGCAGCUCUGUGAGGAGGCUAAGAUGAAAGAGGCAGAGACUUUCGGGUGGAAGCAGAACAUGGACCAUCUGGCCUCAAAGAAAGAUACUGCUCGAGCCCAGCUAUCUUCGGUUGAGCGUCAACUCCAGAGCAUGAAGGAAGAGAGCUUGGCCCGAGCCAAGAAAAUUGAAGAGCUCAAGACUCGGUUGGCCGCUGAGCUUGCAAAGGCCGCAUCUGAAGCGGAAAGAGUAAAGGCCAAUGCGGAGGCGGUCGUGGCCGUCUACCGAGCUGAUGCCGAAGUCGCUAACGCUCGAGCAAAGGAAAUUUCUGAUGUUGCUCAGGUUCGAUUAUCCUGCAUUGCUGAGCAUGCUAAGUGCCAGUCUCAGAGAGAGACUCUCGAAGAGAUUCAUGCUCGUGGUUUUGACCUUAUGGCUGAUAUCGUGAAUGCAAAAGUGCUAGAGGCCGAAGCCAAAGCCGAAGCUUUUCUCUCUGGUGAUUAUGACUCCGGGAGCGCAAGUGGAUCCGAGAGCGGAGAAGAUAAAGAUGGAGCUCCCGGGGAAGAUUAG
This is a messenger RNA of Nicotiana attenuata, 1200 nucleotides long. RefSeq names its product cilia- and flagella-associated protein 58-like. The transcript is spliced from 5 exons. The coding region runs from base 1 to 1200 and encodes 399 amino acids. The record is from RefSeq and is a predicted model, not a curated record. NCBI's taxonomy places the organism in Eukaryota, Viridiplantae, Streptophyta, Magnoliopsida, Solanales, Solanaceae.